AUGAGUCUCGAUAUCAUUAGCCUACUUAAUUCUGCAGCAUGUGAUGAUCCGAAUGUAAUGGUACCUGCAAGUCAGCAUCUUACUUCGGUGACUCAAUCAGGAGAGAAUUGUGAUAAUAUAUGUUCGGCCAUAGCAUCGUGUGUUUUCUCUAACAAUGGUAGUUUAUCUGCUGAUGGACGUUUUUUGGGACUUAUCUACCUCAAGAAUUUGGUGUUUGACUGCAAAAAUAGGCAUAAUGUUGAUCUUAAUGUCAAAAGGAAAGUUGAGAUGUUAUUUUUUGAAUAUAUAUCACAGGGUACGGAAAAUAGCUUUACCAACCUAGUUGAGAAUAUUCCACGGAUCAGUGGACUUGUCGCUGAGUUUACUGCAAGGUACGUAAAAAACGAGUGGCUCAAGAAUGAUUGGUCCGACUCUCUGUGGGACAAUCUUUUGUGUUGGCACGCAUGGUCUUCCUUGCGGUCUGGACUGAAGGCAGCAGCUAGUUUCAGGUUGCCUACACGGCGCCGCGCUUUUAAUGCCACGGUCACGAAGUUAUUACCAAGUGUUAUAAAUUGCUUUAAAAGUGCGACUACAAAUCUAGAGGUGAAUAUUGAUCCGUGUAUAAGACUUUCGAAGUUACUUUAUUCGUGUUUUAACUUGGUUGGUAAAAAUGACGUAGCUCUGAUCAAUAAAACAGAGAUCUAUGAAGAUGCUUUUGCGGUUGCCCUUUUGGCUUUGGAAUUAGCAUUUCAAAGUAUGCUGGACGCUGAAAAGUUCCCCCUGAUGUUUGUGUUUCGCCGGCGUGUAUCAAAGUUAUUGUUUGCUUUGUUUUUAUCCUGUCCUUCGGAAACCAGAGAUUGCGUUAUUGAACAUAUAUUAGAUCGUAUUUUGAUCAUUGUUUCCUACUCUGGUGAUGUACAACCGAAUUACAAGGAUGCAUGUGCAAUGAAGUGGCUUUUGGGAAUUACUUACAGCGUACUUUGUUGCAAGUCGCCGAAAUAUGGAGGUCAGGUCGAUCUCACUGAACAUGGGAAGCGUAAGCUAGCACUGUGGAUGUCUCAGCCUUAUCAGUUACCCAGUGGACAAAUCAGCAACAAAUGGACGUACUUCAUGAUGUCACUUUUUGAACAUUGGUUUAUACUUACUCCAAACGAGUUACAGUUUUUCACAAGUGAUCCAGAGGGUUGUUUAUCGUCGGGUGGGAUUUCCAGUAUCAGUGUAGGACAUGACGCUAAAGCUAAUUCAGUCUAUGCUGAUUUAAAUUCUAUUUGGAAUGUAGAUAAUCAAGCAAGUGAAUUGUGUGUAUGUAACAUUGAAACAAUAAUGGGUAUCUCUGAUAGUUCCCAGCACAUGCUAACACCUCAGCCUUGUCGUCAGUUAACAGAACUCAUCUUUACAAUAUUCUGCCGAUUAUAUGAGGAGGCGGACCCAGUGUUAUAUGAGAUAGUUCAGUCAGUUAAUCCUGGAACAAAUAAACCAUAUAUCUUCGAAGCUAUUAUGAGAUUUGUACAACUGUGUUUACCAUAUUUUGGAACAAAAGCAAAUUGGAUUACUUUAGCGGAACAGCUUGUAGCUGAUGGCUUGGCAGUAGGAAAUUCCAUACAAGAUCGCAUAGGGUCACAACCUAUGGAAAAUGAAAUUACUUCUGUUACGAUUCUAACUCGAACUCUAUCUCUUUUAUCGCGUUACAGUGUACAGUGUAUCGCACCAGGAGAUGUGGAGUUUUCAUCACUGAAACCUAACUGUAAUGAUGCUCUUUCACACAUCAAUCGAUUUUUGAAUCGUCCAUCUAAUUGGGAUCAGAAUGUUAUCCAAAAACAAUUAAUAAUGUGCAUCAGACUAGCAGCUGCAUACAGUCUUACAUGGCUUCUGGAAGUAUCAGUAUUUCCUGAGGAUGUUUUGGUGUUACAUGCCGAAAAUGUACUAAAUGGUACUCUUUUUCUAAUCCAGGAUGUUAAAGAAUGUGAAACACAAAUCUAUGUGCUAACUUUAUUAGGAAAAUUAAUUCAUAAAAUUGAUUUAAUUGCUUAUCCUCAAUUCAUUACUCCAAUUCUAAACACUUUGAAUCAUUUAUGGAGUUUUGGUGGUCUAAGUGCUGCACUACGAGCUAGUAUUCUAAACACUGUCUGUCUUCUAAUUACUGAAUUUAAUGGAUUCAAUGAAUGUUCUUCACUUCUUCCUGAGUUCAAUACAUUAAUACACAGUUCUGUAAUUAAUUUAAUUCAAAUAUCAUUAUAUCAAGCAGAAGAAAAUCAAAUAAAUGGUUCAGAAGCUUUAUUUGAACCAGCUGUUCGUUUAUGGGCAAGUUUAGUUGAAGGUCUUAAUUCAGCAUGGUCACCAGAUUAA
This is a messenger RNA of Schistosoma mattheei, 2325 nucleotides long. NCBI's taxonomy places the organism in Eukaryota, Metazoa, Platyhelminthes, Trematoda, Strigeidida, Schistosomatidae. The record is from the annotation of a GenBank genome assembly.